AUGUCUGAGCUUGACAGCUUAAUAGACGAGCUCUUCCCUGAAAAGCCGAAGAAUGAAUGUAACUUGGUCCUUGCUUCCGAGUCGUCUCGCCGUCGAUCGGAGUGGGAUGAUGAGAGCGACGAUGACCAGGAUAUCCGCAAGGUGGCUGGUACUAGAAUGCACGCUGGGCAGCAGCAGCAGCACCCCUGUGCAGUCUCCUACGCUCCACCGUCUUCGUCCACGUCAGAAAUAACACUCUACCACACUCGCUGCUCAAUCGGCCACUUCUUCGAUAAUGAUAGUGACGCCGACGGCGACGUAGGGCAUCUCACGACGCACCGAGAUGAGCCUGGAGAACGGGCCGAGAGCGAGCCAAACAAGCAGCCGCGUAUCAGCGUGUCGAAGCCGGUGCUGUUCCCUGUACCGUUUCCGUCUCUCUCAGACUCGGACGGCUCCUACGCCUGUGCGUCGCGAUGCUAUCUCACAAACCUUGGCGCGUUUCUCACGAGCGAUACCGAUCACCCCACCCUGCAGGAGCUGCGUGCCAUAGCGGUGGAUGAGCAGGCGAACGCGGGGUCUUCCCGCAUUCAAGCAAUGCUGCGGAAGGGUGCCUUUCACGCUGCUAAGGCGAACCUCGGCAAUGGCUGUCUUGACCACCAUGGUGACUUUACGGUAGACGGUGGGUGCCCGCACAUCUUGUGCCGCCACUGCAACUACAUGGUGGUGCGACUGCAAGGUGCUCAGUGGGAGGACGACGGAGUCAAUUUAUACUUGACAUUGCGCAACUACUAUCCAGAUUGGUGUCGCUUGGCGAGUGCGACGCCGGUGGGAGUGGAGGACGGUGCCGAGGCAUCCCGCUGUGUUCUGCGUACCAGUUUGCCGGCGGCGGCCUACUGUUGCCAGUGCUCGUGGGUGACAGUGAGGUGCGCCAAAGCCGUCGUGGAAACGAGGCUGACGGACAUUACCAUGAUAAGGCCUGCGAAGGAGGGAGAGCACCCGUUUGCCACGGAGUUGCCUCUACCACCUGGUGAGAAUCGGCGACCGCCACUGUGGGUUUGUCACGGGCAUACGCGUUAA
This is a messenger RNA of Leishmania braziliensis MHOM/BR/75/M2904, 1056 nucleotides long. RefSeq lists its product as hypothetical. The coding region runs from base 1 to 1056 and encodes 351 amino acids. The transcript has a single exon. NCBI's taxonomy places the organism in Eukaryota, Euglenozoa, Kinetoplastea, Trypanosomatida, Trypanosomatidae. Gene Ontology annotation, cellular component: cytosol. The record is from RefSeq and is a predicted model, not a curated record.